Messenger RNA from Diaporthe amygdali, 1188 nucleotides. Its product is annotated as rrm domain-containing protein. NCBI's taxonomy places the organism in Eukaryota, Fungi, Ascomycota, Sordariomycetes, Diaporthales, Diaporthaceae. Bases 1 to 1188 code for a protein of 395 amino acids. The transcript has 3 exons. Gene Ontology annotation, molecular function: mRNA binding. The record is from RefSeq and is a predicted model, not a curated record. Gene Ontology annotation, biological process: mRNA alternative polyadenylation. Gene Ontology annotation, cellular component: mRNA cleavage and polyadenylation specificity factor complex.
AUGGCCGAAGAGGAGUUCGAGAUCGACGUGUACGGCGACGCCCAGGACGGCGGUCAAGAACACGAGCACGGUGGCGCAGAAGACUAUGGCGACAACGUCCACAUGGAUGGCGCCCAAGGCCAUGAUCACGAUGACGAGCAGGGCCACGCCGAUGAGGACACCCAGAACGGCAGCGGCGACCAGCACAAUGACCAGUCUGCCUCGAGUACAUCCGCCCCCCAGCAGGGUGUCAAGCGGAAGUCGGAGCCAGAUGACCGCCCCGUUGACCCAGGUGCCACGGCAGCAUUGCUGAUCUCCGAGUUGCAAUGGUGGAACACAGAGGAUGAAGUGCGGAAUUGGGUCCACGAGGCUGACUGCGAGGAUGAGCUGAAAGACAUUACGUUUAGCGAGCACAAGGUCAACGGCAAGAGCAAAGGACAAGCAUACAUCGAGCUCGCCUCCAACCAGGCUGCAACCGCAACGAAGCGACACAUCGAUUCCGUUUUCGGCAGCGACGAGAAUGGCGCCGGCCAUAAUCAGCAGCGCCGCCCCACGGUCUCUUACCACAGCCCCGGCAACAACCCAUUCAAGACCCUGCCCAAGGACGCGCCACAGCGUGCUCGCGAUAAUGCUGGUCGCGGUGCGCCUGCCGGCCCCGGCAACUUCAACAAUAGCGGAGCAGCGAACAACUUCCAGGCUGGUGGAGGAGGAGGAGGCGGUGGCUUUCAGGGAGGCUUUCGGGGCGGACGAGGCGGAUUCAACCGCGGCGGAAUGCGCGGUGGCUUCAAUCCCAAUUACAACAACUCGAACAUGAACGCUUUUAAUAACAACAUGGGCGGCGGAUUUAACAACCCCAUGGGUGGUGGAGGCUUCCCCGGAGGCGGCUUCAACCGCGGUGGCGGCAUGGGUCGUGGCGGACCUGGCAUGGGCGCCAUGCGCGGUGGCCGUGGAGGCAUGAUGGGAGGGCCUACAGGUAUGAACGGUAUGGGCAUGGGAGGCAUGCCUAACAUGGGCAUGGGCGGAAUGCCCAACAUGGGUAUGAACAUGAUGGGUGGAAUGGGUUUUAACGGCAUGCCCGGACAAUUCAAUCCAGGGUUCUUCGGUGGUGGAAACCAGGGCGGCUACGGUGGAAACCAAGCCGGUGGUGGUGGAGGCGGAGGCGGCGACUGGGGCAAUCCCCACGGAACUAAGCGACCUCGCGGAGAGUAG